Messenger RNA from Aspergillus glaucus CBS 516.65, 764 nucleotides. RefSeq lists its product as uncharacterized. The coding region runs from base 138 to 764 and encodes 208 amino acids. The transcript is spliced from 2 exons. NCBI's taxonomy places the organism in Eukaryota, Fungi, Ascomycota, Eurotiomycetes, Eurotiales, Aspergillaceae. The record is from RefSeq and is a predicted model, not a curated record.
CUGUAUCACUCCUAGGAACGUGUUUAACCCAACAUGGAACCAAUGGCCACCGAAACAGUACUCGUCUUAGGCUUGCCCCACUCAAAUGGUAUUAGAUAAGUACUUAAGGAAGACCCGUUCCUUCGUAGUUAUUCCAAAUGUCCACAAAGAUGGAAACCUCUCGGACCCCAGCUUCUCCCCAUGAAAAUGUUUCUAUGAAUCGGGCCAACAUGUUACGUUCCAUUGAAACCAGAUAUGAGCAGAUGCUUCUUGAUGAAGUUCCCUGGUACUUAAACCUGGUUGCUGAGUUCGCACACUGGGCGCUUCUUGCUGGGUAUCUGGUUAUUCCAGGCACAUUUACUUCACUUCAGAAGUCGGAUGCUCUAGAGAAGAGCCUGGACAAGACUGGGGCUGGUAAAGCCAUCCUCAAUACAAUCCAAAAUCCCCCGCUUGUAGCAAUUGCAGUGUUUCUCUUUUUACUUGGUGCCAUGUUGACUGCCUGGCUCUUCUGGGAGCGAAAAAACAACUAUAUAUGGCUCAUAAACCGCUUGUUUAUUCCAACACUUCUCAAUGCUACAGCAGGGCUGGUCACAUCGCUUGUCAAUAUUUACACAGCAAGGGAAGGAAAUUGGUCGAUUAUGGCAUUAUUGACCAUCAUCACCACCGGCCUUUCUGCUUCAGGGUUUCUGGUUUUGGUGAUUAUCUACAGGUGUGGAAAGCUUGUGAAAAUAAAACAAGAGCAUGACUUUGAAGUCAGCGCUGGCUUCCACAGAGUGAUGCCCUAG